Molecule: messenger RNA, 1687 nt
Organism: Cicer arietinum (chickpea)
Lineage: Eukaryota; Viridiplantae; Streptophyta; Magnoliopsida; Fabales; Fabaceae
Product: U11/U12 small nuclear ribonucleoprotein 25 kDa protein
Biological process (GO): mRNA splicing, via spliceosome
Source: RefSeq, a predicted model, not a curated record
AUCUUCAAAUCUCUUUAAGAUUUUCCCAGAUUAUUCUAAUUUGUAAGUUGUUGGAUAAAUUUUCAUUGAUUUCUCAUUCUGAAUUCUCAAUACGGUUUACGGCUUCACGCGAUAUUAUACAAAUUAUUGUUGUUGAUGUUGAAAUGAAAUCAUUAUUUUCUUACUACAAGUCAUGUCAUAUUUUUCUGGCUUUCAAUUUUUGUUGCUAUGUAAUGUAAUUCACAUUCCAAAAGUACUUCUCUGAAUGAUAUCAUUUGAAAAGUACUUCAUAUGAUAUCACAGUGAGUGACAGUGUAGUCACAGGGAGUUAAAAAGAAAUACAGGACAAAGAUCGGCUUGCAAAAAUGAAGUCUAAAAACUAUAUAUAGGACAAAUGCUUACUUGCGAAAAUAACUUAUACAUGUGCGAAUCAUGGGAAAGCAUGGGUACUUUAACUAGACAAGUCUAGCCUGCAGUUGAAACGCAUAAUAUGGCCGGCUAAGUCCUAAUUAUAAAAUUAGUUUUCAGAAGGAGGUGCUGCGUUCAAAAUCAUAAAAAAAAAAUCUUACAUAGGCUAAAUCUAGAAAAUAUGCCUAAUUACAUUUACAGGUACCAAUGCUAAAUAUAAAAAAAAAUUAAAACCCAACUCCAAAACACAUAAAAAGUCAACCCAUUUGGAGUUCCAACUGAUCUGCUCCUCCAUUUCCCUCCCUUCCCAACCCAAUACACUCACUUCAUCCCUUCUCUCUUGACUGCUUCUUUCUUAACAAUCUCACAGAUUGUGAAUGCAAUAAGGUGAGAUGGGAGAAGCAGACUACAAGAGCAGUUUGAAGAAAACGAAGGUAUUGAAAGCAUUGUUAGAUGAUCCAAUACUUAGUGAUGUACCGAAGAAUCCAAGCUUGGAAGAUGUGGAAACUCUCAUUGGACUGGAAUUAGGUAGUGCUAUGCGAAUUUCGGUUUUGAAAUCGGAUUCAACUUCUUUUGAUGUGACGGUUAUGAAUAGGGCAACGGUGAAGGAUUUGAAACUCGCCAUAAAAAAGAAAGUCAAUUACAUGGAACAAUCUAGUAUGGGUCACCGCCAUAUUUCUUGGAGGAGUGUUUGGGCUAAUUAUUGCUUGUCAUUCGAUAAUAACAAGCUCCUUAAUGAUGAUGAUGUACUUCAAAAUUUUGGUGUGCGGAAUAAUUCUCAGGUUCACUUUGUCCCUUAUGUCAUGACAAAAGAAUUCAGAAGACACUCAAGAAGAAGAAAGCAUCGGUUUUUUCAUGGUCUUAGUAAGCUUUCCUAAUCAAAAAGUUGAGCUCAUGGCAUGUAACAUUAGCAUGUUUUGAGAUCUCUAUUGUUCUGAUUAUUCUACCUCGUUACAUGCCUUAACAUGCUGAGCAUAUCUAACAACAAAGCAUCAAAUUUCAUUGAUGUUUGUUCACAAUUCUAUGCUGUUGGCAUUUUCUAGCUUAGAAUUGGAUAAGCUAUUGUGACAUUCAUUUCUCUCAGAACAUGUAUUGCAUGGAAAAUGACAAGCUUUGCAUCUCCUAGAAUAGAAUUGGAUAAGCUAUUGUGACAUUCAUUUCUUUCGGAACAUGUAUUGGAUGGAAAAUGACAAGCAGAAUAAUAUUGUGUCAGAAAUCCCUUGGCUGAGUUGCAAUUAUGUUGUUGGAGGCCACUCACAGAUUAGAAGCAUUAGAAAUGCCUUUAACUUGUUGUGCCUAA